AUGGAGAAUCACGCAUCCCUAUCGUUCCAAGUACAGGACAACCAAUUAACGCAUUCGUCUCCGAAACUCAAUGAAAGCGAUGAUGUUAACAAUGAUAGUGAUGACGAACAAUUCUUAUGUGGCUAUGGCAAGUGUACACCAAAAUGGCUGCAAAAGUUUCACAAUGCUAAGUGGUUGUUAGCUGUGCUUGGCAUCUGCGCAUUUGUGCAAAGUUUCGUCGUGAACAGUAUAUUUCCAGUGGGUUUAUCAACCCUUGAAAAGCGGUUUCAUAUGACGAGUACGCAAACUGGAAUCAUAUCAAGUUGGUACGAUUUUGCAAUUCUUAUUACGGUAUUUCCAGUGUGUCAGUGGGGUAACACGGGUCACAAAGGUCGCUGGAUAGGUAUAGGUUCAUUUCUGAUGGCACUCGGUUCAUUUAUUUGUGUACUUCCACAUUACAUGGUAUCACCCUAUCAGUAUCAUGAGAUGCAGCUUAACGAAAGUGAGCAUGGCCAAUGCACUUACAGAGACAGCCUCGUACCGAAUUGCUCGAAGCAUCUUUCCGAUUCUGCCUCAUACUUAAAUCCAUAUUUUCUGAUGUUCUUACUUGGGCAAACACUACACGGUAUCGGAGCAACACCACUUUUUUCUAUUGGCACUGCAUAUUUGGAUGAGAAUGUUUCACAAAAGGCAUCACCUGUUUACUUAGCAGUCCAUUCAGUAGUGACAUCUAUUGGACCAGUUAUUGGACUUUUCGUUGGUGGCUUUAUGCUAACAAUUUAUACGGAUUUUGAUCGUGUCGAUGUCUCAAAGUUGAAGAUAAAAGAUUCGUCGGACCCGCGAUGGGUUGGCGCGUGGUGGCUCGGUUUUCUGGGCUCAGCAAUUCUUGCCUUCAUUACAGCUUUUCCGAUUUUAAUGUUUGCUCGAGAACUGCCAGAGGCAAAGAAACACCGUCUGAAAGACGUCAAUCAGGUGCAUGCUAUUUCACAAAUAAACGACAAAGAUAUCAUCGCAAAAGGGAACCUUAGGUACCUACCACGAGCUGUUUGGAAUAUUUUACGAAAUCCGACAUUUGUUACCACUAUCGUUCUGGGUAUUUUCGAAUCGAUUGUUAUUAAUGGAUUUGCUGCAUUUAUGCCAAAAAUUCUGGAGGCUGUGCUCAGCACAACUCCAACCAAAGCUUCCUAUCUUUCUUCAAUAGUAAUAUUUGCUGCAGCAGCUGGUGUUAUGUUAGGUGGAGCUUUAAUACGUCAUUUUAAUUUACAGGUCAGUGGAAUGCUGAAACUAAUAUUCGUAUGUCAUCUGAUAGCUUUGAUAUUGACGCCGUGUUUUCUAAUACAGUGUCCAGCACGUGACUUUAUCGGGAUCAAUUUAAGUUACAAUAAUCAAAGGAUAAAAGGUAUCACUGCUAGUCUGCAUGCUACCUGCAAUGCUAAUUGUUAUUGUUCGAGUAAAUGGGAUCCAGUUUGUCAUAAGGGUACUGGAUAUACCUUUUAUUCUGCUUGUUACGCUGGUUGUACCGAUUGGACACGAAAUUCAUCGGGCAUAUAUUGGGACAAUUGUGUUUGUUUCGAUGAAUUGGUAUCGUAUGCUUUGGAGGUGCAAUAUAAAGACAACCAUUUGCACGAAGGUUUUUGUGAAAAGGAAUGCGGAUAUGCUCAGUGGCUAUUUCUUAUCUUGUUAUUCUUUUCAGUAGUUGCCAGUUUUGCUACCGGAAUCCCAUCCCAACAGAUAAUGCUUCGAGUGGUACCAUUUGAACAACGCACCUUAGGUAUUGGUGUCCACUGGACAUUUCUUCGACUUCUUGGAUUUAUUCCCGGAGGAGUGCUCUUCGGUAUGAUGAUCGAUACAGCCUGUCUGAAAUGGAAAGAGGAAUGCGGGAAGCGGCAAUCCUGUUUAGUCUAUGACCCUUAUCGAUUAUCUUGGACUAUCAUGGCUGUUGCAAUAGUGUGUAAAUUAGUUUCCAUCUUGGGUACUCUCCUUGGCUACAUAACUUAUCGCCCCAACGAUCUAGACAACAAUAUAUCAGUACAAACAACCGAUAGUCGCGGACCCCUGUCACUUACUGUUAAUGACGAUCGACCACCGAAUGAAAUAAUCCGAUCAUUUGAUGGUGCAGAUUGA
Molecule: messenger RNA, 2103 nt
Organism: Brugia malayi
Lineage: Eukaryota; Metazoa; Nematoda; Chromadorea; Rhabditida; Onchocercidae
Exons: 16
Coding region: 1-2103 (700 amino acids)
Biological process (GO): sodium-independent organic anion transport; transmembrane transport
Cellular component (GO): membrane
Molecular function (GO): protein binding
Source: RefSeq, a predicted model, not a curated record